Molecule: messenger RNA, 1743 nt
Organism: Ostreobium quekettii
Lineage: Eukaryota; Viridiplantae; Chlorophyta; Ulvophyceae; Bryopsidales; Ostreobiaceae
Source: the annotation of a GenBank genome assembly
AUGGCGAGCGCAGCCGCGCCUGAUCACCAGCUGCGCACCCUCAAGGGGCCGGGGAACCACAGAUACGCGGUGGGGGAGAAGAUCGAGAUGUUUGCCAACAAGGUCGGCCCGUACUACAAUCCAAGCGAGACCUACCAGUACUACAGUUUUGCUUUCUGCCCACCACCUAGCGACAAGCGUGUCUUCAAACCAGAAGACCUUGGGGAGGUGUUGGAGGGCGACAGGCUGGUGACCACCCAGUACAACAUACAGUUCAGGGUGGACAUGCCGGAAGAGGAGCUGUGCCAGAAAGAUGUGUUGGAGGAAGAUGUGGCCAAGUUCCGUAAGGCUGUAAAAGAGGACUACUAUUACCAGAUGUUUUUUGAUGACUUGCCAAUCUGGGGCCUGUUUGGGAAGUCGGAGACAACACCUGACACAAAGUACUACCUCUACACCCACACUCACUUCGACAUUGACUACAACGAGGACAGGGUGAUUGGUGUCAACGUGUCCACAGAUCCCAACACGGCUAGGGAAAUAACCAACCUUGGACGUGCAUCAUUCCCAUUCACGUAUUCUGUGAAAUGGAACCCGACGGAUGUGACUUUCGACCAUCGGUUAGAGAAGUACUCGAGGUAUUCAGUUGUGCCAGAGCAUCUGGAGAUCCACUGGUUCUCCAUCAUCAACUCAUGUGUCACAGUCCUGCUGCUCACCGGCUUCCUGGCCACAAUUCUGAUGCGAGUCCUCAAGAACGACUUCAUGAAGUACACCAGAGAUGACGAAAUGGGCGAGGAGCAAGAAGAAAGUGGAUGGAAGUACCUGCAUGGCGACGUGUUCCGUUUCCCUAGGCCACUGUCCCUGUUCUGCGCUAUGCUGGGGACGGGCACCCAGUUCUUAGUGAUUGCAUUCUUCAUAUUCAUGCUGGCCGUCUUUGAUGUGUUCUACCCAUACAACAGGGGUGCUCUGCUAACAGCAUGCGUGGUGCUGUAUGCUCUGACGUCUGGCAUCGCCGGAUAUGUCGCAGCAUCAUGGUACAAGACGAUGGGUGGCGCCAGUUGGGUGUCCAAUAUUGUCCUCACCUGUGCCCUCUUCAUGGGACCCCUGCUGUGCCUCUUCUCAUUUCUCAACACUGUUGCCAUCGCCUAUGGCUCUACUCAGGCCCUGCCUUUUGGCACCAUAUGCGUCAUACUGGUGAUAUGGGCACUUGUCACAUUUCCGCUGACAGUUAUUGGCGGCAUUGCUGGCAAGAACUCCAAGACAGAGUUCUGCGCAACAACACGGACGACGAAGUACCCAAGAGAGAUCCCUCCCCUACCUUGGUACCGCCAGACGCUAGCGCAGAUGGGAAUGGCUGGGUUCCUGCCCUUCAGUGCCAUUUACAUCGAGUUGUACUACAUCUUCUCAAGCAUUUGGGGCCAUAAGCUGUACGUCAUCUGGAGCAUCCUCUCCAUCGUCUUCGUCAUCCUGGUGAUCGUGACGGCCUUCAUCACCGUCGCCCUCACCUACUUCCAGCUGGCCGUGGAGGACCACCGCUGGUGGUGGCGCUCCUUCCUGUGUGGCGGCUCCACGGGCCUCUUCAUCUUCGCGUACUGCUUCUACUUCUACUUCGAGCGCUCCACCAUGUCGGGCUUCAUGCAGACGUCCUUCUUCUUCGGGUACAUGGGCGUGGUGUGCUACGCCUUCUUCCUAAUGUUGGGCAGCGUGGGAUUCCGGGCGUCGCUAAUGUUCAUCAGGCAUAUAUACAGGGCCAUUAAAUGUGAGUGA